AUGGCGACACACGCCGACAAAGGCUUCGACGCCGACGAGAAGCAUGUCACCAGCAGCAGCCCCGUCGACACUGCUGCUCCCGCUUACGAGCAGGCUCCGGGAGAGCACUGGCGGCAGGAGGAGAGCUUCGCGACGCGCAAUGGCCUCAACUUGCGUUCGUUCGGGCGCCGCCCUGUCGACCAGGUCGAGCUCGACAAGUCGAUGAAGCCUCGCCAUCUGCACAUGAUUGCCAUCGGUGGCAGUAUCGGUGCUGGUUUCUUCGUCGGUUCUGGUGGCGCCCUCAGCGGUGGUGGCCCCGCCUCAGUCACCAUUGAUUUCAUCCUCAUGGGUGUUAUGAUCUUCAACGUCGUCUACGCUCUCGGUGAACUCGCUGUCAUGUAUCCCGUCUCUGGUGGUUUCUAUACCUACUCCGCUCGCUUCAUUGACCCCUCGUGGGGUUUUGCUAUGGGCUGGAACUACGUCUUCCAAUGGGCAAUCGUUUUACCUCUCGAAAUCACUGUCGCUGGUUUGACCAUCGGUUACUGGAAUAGCGAUGUUCCGCUGGCUGUCUGGAUCACGGUCUUCUGGAUAUUCAUUGUCCUGAUCAAUGUGUGGGGUACCUUGGGAUACGCUGAAGAAGAGUUCUGGUCUUCAUUGAUCAAGCUCUCUGCCACCGUCAUCUUCAUGUUCAUUGCCUUCAUUCUCGUACUCGGCGGCGGUCCCAAGAGUGGAUUGUACAGCGAUUACUGGGGCGCACGCACUUGGUACGACCCUGGCGCUUUUCAGGGCGGCUUCAAGGGCUUCUGCGGUGUCUUCGUCACCGCUGCCUUCUCUUUCUCUGGAACUGAGCUUGUCGGUCUCGCAGCUGCUGAGACAAAGAACCCGCUCAAAUCGCUCCCUGGUGCCAUUAAACAAGUGUUCUGGCGAAUCACACUCUUCUACGUCCUCGGUCUCUUCUUCGUCGGCCUGCUUGUCCGCUCCGACGACCCGCGCCUGCUCGGCUCCGGCUCCGGCGACACCAAGUCCUCGCCUUUCGUUAUCGCCGGCAAAGACGCAGGCCUCAAGGGCUUCGACCACUUCAUGAACGUAGUCAUCCUCGUCUCCGUCAUCUCCAUCGGUGUCUCAGGUGUCUACGGCGGCUCGCGUACCCUCACCGCCCUCGGCGAGCAAGGCUACGCCCCCAAGAUCUUCACCUACAUCGACCGCUCGGGCCGUCCCCUCUUCUCCGUCGCCGCCAUUCUCGUCUGCGGCGCCCUCGGCUACAUGAACUUGGUCGCCUCCGGUGAAACCGUCUUCAACUGGUUCCUCCAGCUCUCCGGUCUCGCCGCCCUCUUCACCUGGGGCUCCAUCUGCUUCGCGCACAUCCGCUUCCGCAAGGCCUGGGCCUACCACGGGCACACCCUCGACGAGAUCCCCUUCAGAGCCCUCGGCGGAACGGCCGGCUCGUGGCUCGGCAUCUUCCUCAUUGUGAUUGUCCUCGUCGCUCAGUUCUACGUCUCCGUCUCACCCCCCGGCACCAAAGUCGGCACCGCCUACGACUUCUUCUACGGCUACCUCGCCUUCUUCGUGUGCGGCUUCUUCUGGGUCUGCGGGUACUUCUGGAAGCGCGAGGGGUGGCUUAAGAUCGAGCAGAUCAAUGUUGAUAUUGGACGAAGGGAGCUUGACUGGGAUUACAUCAAUUCGGAGAGGGCUCGCAUUGCGGCGAUGCCUACCUGGAGGCGCUGGCUCAACAAGGUCUUUUAA
Molecule: messenger RNA, 1722 nt
Organism: Didymosphaeria variabile
Lineage: Eukaryota; Fungi; Ascomycota; Dothideomycetes; Pleosporales; Didymosphaeriaceae
Gene: INDA1
Product: Amino-acid permease inda1
Exons: 5
Coding region: 1-1722 (573 amino acids)
Biological process (GO): amino acid transmembrane transport
Cellular component (GO): membrane
Molecular function (GO): amino acid transmembrane transporter activity
Source: RefSeq, a predicted model, not a curated record